GGUUGUUUUUACUUAGAAUGCGCGGAAAUCUGCUGAUAUAUCGAAAAAUGUACAUUUCUCGUCUUUUUUGGGGCGACCGAUGGAAACUUCAUGGAGAAAUACAGCGUCACGCCAUCGUCACAACGUACAUGUUUAUGACAAAUGACCGGUAUGAGGAUAGUUUCGUGUAGAUCAGCCGACUCCAACAUGUUUUAAAUGGCAUGCAAGUAUAACAGUGUAUCUUCAGAGGACUUCGGAUCGCUCAAAUUCCCAUGAAAGAAGGUGCAGCACUCGGAAUCUGGAUGAUAUGCACACGAUUUGAGGUAUAUGGUUGUAGUUACGUCGAGUAGUCCUUCAUGAAUGUUGAUCAAUUUUUUUUAUGAAUAAAUGGCAUUUUUGUGUAUUCCCCCUGAGCGCCUAACUGCAUGCAAAAUUUGAAGGGGGGUUGAAAAUGUUCAUUUCCCAAGAUGUUUGAUUCUUACAGAGACAUGUUCUUAACGCGUACAAUCGUUACUUCCUUGCGACCUACCGCACGUGACAUCCACGCAUGUACUGUUGGCGCAGCUGUUUUCAAAGGUUUCCCGUUAUGCUAUGCAGUGUGUGUUUACAUGACGAAUGCGGAAUUUGGAACUACAGUAGUAAUGUUAUACUUUCGUUUUCAGCGUUAACAGAACUGUGAUCUCAAGUAAUUAUGGCAGCUCCGCAUGGACAGAAUUAUGCAAUGAAUCAAGGGCAGUAUCCCCCAAACUACUAUCCUCCGCAACAACCUGGCUAUUACCAACCACCACCCCAAGGUCAAUACGCUCCUCACGCUUACUAUCAGGUUGGGAAAAAAUGUUGAAAUAUGCUUAGUUUUACUCCAUCAGUGGAGACUGUGUUGUUUUCUUAUAUUACUAUUUCCUCUUGUAAGAGUCAUUGAGUCAUUGUGACUGGCUGCAUUGAGUAUGUUUAUUUUUACAAAAAUUGAACGUAAAUUCAGAGAAGAGAAUUCGAAUCGAACGAUUGACAUUUUAAACUUCAGCUGUACGUCCAAAGAUCGGGCUAAGAAAAGCUUUUCCCAGUAUAAUUAUUAGUUAAGUGAUCGGGAAUACUGAAAUUUUAUUUCAGUCCACAAAAUUCACACAAGAAGAAAACAAUUUACGACAAUUUUUUUUUUUUUGAGCGACGACAUACGAUGUAGCGUGUUCCUUGAGUACAUGUAUCUGUUUCGACCAAAACGUGGGAGAACGCUGACCGCAAGGAGCGUGUUUAAUCAAAGGGGUCCUGUUUAACGAAAUUUAUGAUCGUAUAUGUUAGUGGUUGUUGUCACUUCCUGUCAGAAAACCGGCUGCCUUAGUUGUUUUAGUGCCAAUGUAACUACUAAUAAUCAGGGAUGUAGGUAAUAGCCAGAAGCCAGGAAAAUUACCUGGCUGUGAAUGUGAUUUUUCCGGCUGUCACUACUUCUUUCUCCAAAAUGUUUUUAAAUGUUGUCAGAAGAUUGUUAUUUAUUUAUUUCAUUUGUUUACACCUUCAAAUCUAGGUAUAGCGUGCCAAAGGCAUGCUAGAGUGGGCCUUUGGCCCAAAUACCCACCUAUCAUUGCAAGAUUCCCGCCUGUUAAAAACUUUAGCUACAUCCCUGAUAAUAAAGGGGAUAAGUUUCUAUUGUGGUGCUGCAUUGGUGGGAUAAUACAACAGGGUAAUUUAGUAUUAUUAACUGGAUUGAUAAUGUAAAUUGGACACUGUUAAGAGUGUUAAAGCUGACAUUUUGAACAUUAGCCCUUUGUCAAUCACUCUGAUGAAGGGUUAACACUCAGCUUUGAUACUCUCUAUGAUGGCCAAUUUUUGUUAUCAACUCAGUUGAAAAUACUACCUUAUUCUGUAACUAUGAACAAACUUUCUUGAUGUGACUCUCUUUUAGCCUGGAUAUGGUGCACCAGGGACACAAGCAUUAACAGUGAUCCAACAGCCUGUUGGGCUUCCUCAACCCAUAGUUCUUAAACAGUUCCCUGUAACAAUGGGCUGUCCACACUGUGGGGCUACCAUUUCUACCCAGCUUGUUCACCGUGCUGGAAACACAACCUUUUUGUACUGUUUUAUCUUGUCUUGCUUUGGGUAAGGAUUUUUAGUAUUCUAUACAUAGGGUGCUUUAAGCCAGAAUGCUCUUUACUCUGUACACCCUAACAUCCGUAUGCAUAUUAUUCUGUCCUCUAUAUAUUUCCUAAUGUUCUGUAAAGGAGAAUUUGUUUUACAAUCAAGAGCUUCUCUAGUUAAUGAUCAUUUUCUUUAUUCUAAUGACCUUAACCUGUGAUUUGGGCAGAUAUUGUAAUGCGAAAUUAGAUGCCUGUCACUCUUAGGGUCAAAGGAUUAAACCAAACUAAAAGAGGGCUCUUUAAAAUAAAGGAAAUAUAGAAAAGCUCAUAAGAAUCCCACUUAUAACCCUAAUGAAUAGAUUUAGCCCCUUCAUUUCAAUGAGCGCCCCUCUCUAAUAUGCAUCCCCUAGAAUUUAUUUUGGUCAACAAGAGUCCCUACUCUAAUUACAUGUAGCACCUCUAUUAAUUAGUCACCCUCAUUCCAAUAGCUGCCCCUAUUCAGUUUCAGUAAUAGCACUAUUGGAGUACAUGUACAAUGAGGUCAACUGUGUUUCAUAUUCCUUUAAUUGCUUAGUUAAUGCCUUGUUACAAAACAGUGGCCUCUGUCUCUCAACUGUCAGUUUAUAUAUAUACAUGUAUAUAUGUAAAUCAUACACAUCCACAUGAGUGCACAGUUCCUUUAAACAAAUGAUCUUGUCUUAAAAUUUUGCAAACAUUGCUUGGUUGGUUGUUCUAACCAGGAAGGAUCCUGGGAAAAGAAGUCCAUUUCCAGUCUUCAUGAUCUUCCUCAAAUAAAAAUCAAAGCUUUGUUUUGCACAUCCUGCUUUUUCUCAAAAAAAAAUUAAACAACUGCUCUGUCUCUGAUAAGCUCCCUACUUCGAAUAUGUGCCUCUCUUGUGGUACUAAAAGUAACUAAGAUUUUGAAUUAUUAUGGUACCUGUUAACCUGCUCCUGUGUUGGAGGAGGAAAGUGACAGAGUUGCCAUUGGUUUAAAUUUCACAUCACACCUGUUUGGUUGAGCGAGGGGCAGGUUUUCUCAACCAAUAGCAUGGCUUGGUAUAGCCUAGUAAGGUAAAUCUAUUGCAAUUCUAUAUUUUUUAGAGAUUCAGUUCAUUUUAACCCUUUCCACCCCAACAUCAGUAUACAUUUUCUCUAUACUGUUCUCUAUUUAUUUCCCAUGGUAUUGACAAAGAGAAUUUGGUUAACAAUCAAGAGCUUCUUUAGUUGGUGAUCAUUUCCAUUAUUCUCAUGACUUCAAUGUUUGUUUUAGGGCAAUACUGAUAGGAGAAAGUAGUUACUAAUCACUCUUAACCCUUAAACUCCCAGAAGUGAUUAACAUAAAACUUCUCCCUACAAUAUCCAUACAUUCUUUAGCAAACAGGUAAUGAGAAUAUUCAAACUUAUCAGGUAGAAGCUGCUAUCUUGAUCUAGCACCAAAUUCUCAUAACUUAUUUACAAGGACAUGUGUAGCAGCUACAGGGGAGAAUUAACAAUCAGAUCUUGGGAGUUAGAGGGUUAAGUAAACCCUUAAACUCAUAAGAGUGGCAUAAAUAUUAUUUCUCCUUACACUGUCACCCCUGAAUUAAACAUUUAAGGUAAUGGCAAUAAAGGAAUGAACUCCAACCAAAGUAGCUCCUGAUUGUUCAACAAAUUCUCCUUUUCGGCACUCAGGAAAUGUAUAGAGAACAGUGUGGAGAAUAUGCAUACUGAUGUUAGGAUGUAAAGGGUUAAUGGCAAAUGGGUGCUCAUGAGGAAUUUCACCCUAAUGAUAUAAAUUUUACUGCUUUCAGUUGUUGUUGCAUUCCAUUUUGUACUGAUUGUGCCAAGGAUGUUGCUCAUCUAUGUCCCAAUUGUCAUAAGGAGAUAGGUGUCUAUAGGCGUCCAGUAACUGAAUCAGGUGGAGGAGGUGGUGGUGGAAACACCGGCUAUGACCGAAGCAAUGCCCAUGGUCCAGCCGACGAUUAUGUGGGUCCAUCUGAUGAUUAAUGGCAAAAAGAAACAAGAAGAAACAUGCAUGAUGGUUCAUCGAAUUUAUGGAACCUUCAUGCAUUAACUUGCAUGCUAGCUUUGAAAGUCAGUUGUAGAUUGUGCAAAUGUAUGUGCCAUUGUAUUUAAGAAAAAGCAGUGACAUUACUGACUGAAUACAAUGUAAAUGUGUUCUUUUGGAUAAAUGUCUGUAACAAGUUGUUAUUAAUAGCUAUGCUAGUAUGCAUCAUUUGACUGUUUAGUAGUUUUCAUAUUAGCCUAGUGCUUAAAUAGCGGCCAGGCAACAUAGGGUUUGUAUUAUCAACUUUUGGAUAGCCAAACAUUUUGCCUGCUUCUUUACACAUGUAAAGAAUUUGUCUGGCCAAAAAUGAAUUUUGUCUGUGCAAAAAUAGGUUUUUCUGGACAACUUGGCAACUUAAAUCCUUGAGGCCACUGUAAAUGUAUCAGCUAUCUUUUACUAAUUUUGAUUAUGGUACUGUGAAAAGUUAACAACAGAACAGCAAUGAAAGAGAAAUUAAGAAACCUGGGAUCCUUUAAGUAGAUAAAAAAGAAAGGGAAGGAAACCUUUAAAAAAACCUUAAAGUCAGAUGUGAUACUUUAGGCAAGAAAGGGGAGGUAGAGAGGUGGAAACCUGUGUUUUGAUUUUACUUCUUAUAGAUUAGAAUCAACAGGAAAUUUAUUAUAUAAUCACAUUACAUCAUCUUGAACUUGUCAGAGUCAUUAACAUGUGCCAGAGCCUGAGUUUUGGUUGGAAGAAAACUACAAAUUCAGACUUGUCAACAGGUAUUCUAAUUGAUCUAGGUAACCAGUAUGGUAUUUGGUUGAUUCCUCAUGACAGUUGCUAGUACUGGAUGGGUAAUCUGUGUCUCAUAAGGGCUCCUAGAAAGGUUAAGAUAUUGAUGUCAUUAAUGAGCCAACAGGGUUGAAAGCUACUGUAGAAUUCAUAACAAAUAAACACAAUAAUUCUUCUGAAUUUAAGUUUAACUGAUUCUAACUAUAUCAUUUCUUUAUGCUGUGAGGGAAAAAAAUUUCUUUAUGCCUACUAUUAUUAAAACUACAUGUAGCCCUGGAGAGUUUUUGAGUCAGUCAACUUCAGUUUGGCAAAUCAUAAUCUGCUUGUGGUGUAAAGUAUUUUGAAUCCUUGUCAGAUGAUUACCCUGCUCUGAUGUGCAAAUUGUUAAUUAAACCUAGAUAGGUAUAAAUUUUGUGCAGACCAUACCUUUUUCUGUCAUAUUAAGUCAAGAGGGGAGUUUGUUAAAACUUGUUAAAUAUUCAAUGUUUACUCACUAUUGAGGCCUUAGCCAAAUUCACUCCCAAGAUCUCAUUAGUGAUUCUCCUUACUACCUCCUGGUGUGGAGAAUUUGGUAUGGAUCAUGUAAUAAUCCCCUAAUUGAUACUUUUUUUUUACGUCCCUAUUCUGCUUGAUAUUUUGUUGAUAUCAAAAGGAGAAAUUCUGUCUUGUGCUCUUGUAAUUAAUCAGUAAUUACUCCAUAAAGACAUCAAUGAGUUAUCACACACACAUUAAUUUCUCAUUGAUGUUAAUGUAUACAAUGUUGAGGACAUAAACAUCGAUUAACACUUUUCAAGCUAAUUUUAUAUUUUAAGAACACUACAACUUGAAAUUCCUUAAGUUUGCUGACAUGUUAAUCGAAUACUCAGCAAAGAGAACAUGGAAGCAGCAAGUCUUCCUCCAUGUCCUUGUUUGUCUAUCUUCCAUCUCGCGUAACUUUUAUUUACUACAAAUCAUGUUGGGCCCCUUGUCUAACCCUUGCUGUAUUCCUAAAUAGUUUGUGCAAAAGAUAUCUUUCUUCUUGGCCUGUGAAAGACCAUUUCAUUUUGCCUCUGUUUGCUUGUUACAUGUUGGAGUUGGCAUGUAAAGCAAUUUAGGUGACAGAGCUGUCACCUAACUGAAGAUUGCCAUCAGGACGGAACUGGUCUAAACACCCCAUGUGUCCCGGCUGUGGACAUUUGGUGAAGACACCUGAUUUGUAGCGCAUAACCACACUCUUCAUCCCUAUGUCAUACCAAUGCUCUACAUGCUUAUAAAUAUUAGGUCCAUAUCGAUUUCGAGCAGAAAGUCCUGGAUUGCGCAUGGCAGUAACCCACUGACCAGCAAACAUCACUUUAGUUGGCUGCUGACCAUUAGCUACAAGCAUCUCAGACUCAAGCCUAGGUUUACCAUAAACAUCAACACCCCAGCCAUUUCUAUAGAUUACAAAAAUGCCGGAUGUCUUGCGUCCAUCUGUGCAGCAUUCAGUUCCUUUUCUAUCAUCAAAUUUAUAGCCUGCUGCUUCAAAUCUUGGACGAAGCUUUUGAAAUGCUGUGUAGUUCUCUGAAGGAAAUUGGAUGUCAGCAUCACGUUCCCAUGGCAAAACCCCCUUGAAUUUAACAGCUCCUAAAACAGAAGCAAACUUAAGUUAACUAGUAUGAGAUGAUGCACUGAAAAUUAUGCCAAUUUUGUUCAACCACCAUGAUGGUGGUGGUCAUGACCAUAGCAAUGGUGUCUCCUUCAGUUCAUUGCAUAAUGUUAGUUUCACAUCCGUUUCUUUUCAUUUGGCUUGAUAAUUGAUAUUACAAAACAGCCUUAAAACAACAGCUACUCACACUCAAAGAAAUUUCCUUUCUUUCCAACCAAAAGGUAUUUCUACACUAUACUGGUACAUAAAAUUAUAGAAUGUAUGGGUAUGAUGAAGGUUAAAACUAUCUGUCACCAACUAUUUGUCAGUUCUAUUGUGAAGACAAACCUGUUUGAAUCCUAAAGGGGUGGUAACAGACUCAAUUUGAACUGCACCUCCCCAAUACAAAAUAGGCACAAGAGUACAUUACCUAAUAGAGUUCCUGCAUUAAGUUCACAAUAAAUCUCAGCAUUUUCACAUUCCUUCAUGAUAAACUUGACUAUGUCGGCAAGAUUCUCCAAGUCACAAGGAGGAACAGCGAGUCCUGUGGCUGGUAUACCACAGGACGAUUUAUUAUCACGGGCAUGCCCUCCUCUUUGGCACCCAUACCAAUGCACUUGCCCAUUAGACUCCACCCAUUUCUUCACAUCCCAUUUCUGGGCCAGGGCAUCAUAUUUUUCAUCUGGAAUUUCUUGCUCAUAUUUAUUGAACAUGACAUCAGGACAGCUGGCAACAACUUUCUCUGGAUGUUUGAGUUUUAAUCGCCAGAAUAUGUCUUGAAAGGAACCAAAAUGUAGUCUGGAAAGCAUGAAAUAGUAGUUGAAUUAUUGAGCCGAACAAACUAGAUUGACAGUUUUCAUGAAGAGUCCUCAAACUAGCUUAUGGUGGAGGUAAAAAGACUCUUUAGAAUUCUUCCUCAUUUCAAGACUUAGCUAAUGAUAUUUCCUUACCCAAAAUUAAUACCCAGCCUCACUAACCAUUUCAGACCUCCAUACUCAUUUUUUUACCGCUUGGGUAGUGUUCAUUGCUGGUAAGAUCGCCUUCAUAUUCAUGUCUGUAUCCACAGUUCUCUACUAAGAUUGCCUUCAUAUUCAUGUUUGUAUCUACAGCUCUCAUAUAUGAUUUUCAUAAAUUCACAAUUGUUUAAAACAACCCAAGUACUCAGGAAGCACCCUUUCUCACUUAAAACUGUACUCCUUUAUAUUUCUUUUCUUCUCCCAAUAAAACUUUAAUUUUUAUACUGAAUUGUAAUUUUUACUUACUUUUCAUCAAUUCCAAAAUCCUGGAGUUCUUUGGUUCUUGCCAUAAAUGGACCAAGCAGCACGUCACAUUGUACACAGUCAUUAAAUGAGUGGUAAUACCUGUCUGAAAAGUAUGCAGUCCAAUUUCUGAAUUGCACUUGACGACAGCUAUUGUCCCACUCCCCCCGUUGAUUCUUUUUGGCUUCCCCCUACAAGGAUGGUAUCCCUGUUCUCACUCAGUACCCGUACAAGGCGUUCAAGAUUAACAUCAUCAGUGAAGUAAGUGAUAUCUGGUGCAAAGAGUGCAUAGGGUGUGGCCACCAUCUUGAGUAACUUGGACCAUGUUUCUCCAUGUGUAAGGUCAUCAAAUGCCAUGAAAGUAAGUCUUAAACUAACUUCUUUCAGCCACUUGAACUUCAAUGUUUUGUUUGAAACAAAUAUCACAGGUACACUUGGAUAAUAUGUGGAAACUCCUUCAAACACUUUUCUCAGCUUUUCAGAUGAUAGUUCCUUUGGUGAUGUCAUAAUCAUAGUCACAAGUUCAUCAAUUGGGACAAAGUCUGUGCAAUUUUCUCCUUCAAAACCUUUCCAAUAAAAUGGGAAUCCAUAAGAAGAAUCCUUUCCCAUAUAUUUCUCAGGACAAACCUCUCUCUUUUUAACAUAAGUUUCUAGGGAAGAAUUGCUGGAAACAGUGUCCUUUUGCAGUGGCUGUCCAUCCUCAGAUUUUAUCAGUUGCUUUACCAGCUCAAUAUUUCGUUCAACUUUGUAGAACUGCAAUGGUAAAUGUACCAAGCUGCGCUGUGUCUCAGAAAGGUCUACUGCUAGACGUCUUAAAUCACUUGCCAGUACUUGUGAAUGACUCCUAGUUGUAAUGUGAAGAUAUGAUGAGAAAAAUUUCACUAAUACAAGGGUUAAGAUGAUAACUGUCACAAAGAAGAGCUGCAGUUUUCUCAUGGUGCUGGUUGUUGAAAUGGCUAUGCACAAGACUUAAUUUGUGGGAUCUGUCGUGGCUCUCAGUACACCUUCAAAUUCUGUGAAAAAAAAUGCACUCAAUUUUUGGAACAUCUCACAGUACAGGGCAGGAAGAGAAGGGAAUGCAUGGUGUAUGCAUGGCACAUGUUGCAGAUAAAUUACCAGAUUUCAGUGCCAUGACAAUUUCCUACAUUAAUUUUAAGUCGUGUUGGGCAUAUCUAAAUGGCUUUUAAAUGAGUACAAAGUGAGUUCAGUGGACUCGACAUUGCACCGUCCAUAAUCAAUUUCCCUAGUUCAGUGUCUCCCAGUCUUAGCCACUUUGAGCAAAGUGACCUAUCUAAGUAGGUGCAAAGCCCAAUAGCGUUUAACUCAAUAGAUCGCAUGCACGUGCAAAGAAAAGAAAACAUAAGGAGCUCUGCUUGUAAACUUAGUUUUAGAUCAAAAUUCCUAAUAUAUCUAAUACCUUUGGUUAAGCACGCAAUAUUGCUCAUACUUCGAUUGUAUCUCCAUGACGUUUUCGAAAGAAGACUUGAAUCGUUUAUUGAGUCAUAUACAACUUUUUUGUCAUAUUAAUAACUUAUUAUCACUCGAAGCACGUGUCAGCACAUGGGAACCCCGCGGUGUUUCCCAAAGGGUUGUUUUCAGCUCGCCCGUUGUUAGUUUCGUAGGUUCUUAAUAAAGACAAGUCGCUUUUACGCUGCUGGUUACAAUACAAUAAAUAAGAUAAACUAUUAUAAGAUAGUCUUCUGUAAACAUUACUAACUGCCGGGCAUUUAGUCUAUUUGAGACCGUGCCCGGCUGCCGGUCAUUUCAGUAUUUGCAGCGAAUAACGAAAGAAAGAUAGAGAAAAAUAUAUGUGUGUUAUUACCGAUGACUAUGGGCCUUUCCGCUCGGGCGAAAAAGAUGUUUACAAGAUAAAUUUUUUUUCAUCAUGAACAUUUAAAAAUGCAGAUGGUUUGUCAUGACUUGACAAAUUUUGGCCGAAGCGGACAAAUCUUCGAACGCAGCGCCGACAAAUUUGCCCCAAUUGUCUAAUUUGACAAAGUUUGUCCUUUGGGACAAAUCUAGUUUUGUCCGCUAGAGCGGAAAGGCCAUACACAAAACCGUGCAAAAACUGUCUUUCAUUCUCACCACAUCUAUUUGCUGAAGCAUGAGAACUUGAGAGGGAUCCUCUUGAGAUUGAAGUACCCAGAGAAGCUCAUUAAUUCCACCAUGACUAGAUUUAUCGAGUAGCGAAACCAAUUACAAGUUCGCAAUGUUCAAGCAAAUGCGCCCGUUCAGAUUAUUCUGCCAUUCGAGGAUGAAAGAUGAGGGUGGCAAAAUACAUUUACAUAUCACGCUGAAUUUUCCUAUUAAAAUUACUCAUCCAGAAUCUUUUAACCAAUCACGCGUCACGUGAAAAGGAGAAAGCACGCUAAGCUAAUACUGUAAGUUUCAACCUAUUGGAUGUAUUAUCAAAAAUCAUAUUGUAUCCAACGUUUUUUUAUUCUGAAAUGAAUUGCGUUUUGGCCGGCAAAGUGAAUGUUGGGGUGGAUCUUGACCAACUGGGUGACGAUUGGGGAUUGCAUUAACUGGAAACUAUCCAUGAGGAUUGGCACUUGGAAGGUGAAGAGUCACAAAAUCCAAUCCGAGUAGACCCCUUUUGGAGAGAAGUUGAUGACCUGAAGGAUACCACGUGUGAAAAGAAAUCUCCCCUGUUGUGAAUGUCAUAGAGACAGCUCGUGUUCUCAGACAUGAGAGGUCGAAAGGGGAUUUCAGAGAAUGGAAUUCGUGCAACUGAACGCUUUUCAAGGUCCGGUCCUGUGCCUGUCACAAAAUAGCUACUUCAGAUGGGCGUUGCGCCCAAAAAGAAGCCCAAAGGAAAGGAGCAGGCCCAGAAGCAGCUUACUCUGCAGAAAGAGAAAGCACGGAAAAUGGAUACCCAGAAGCAAACGUUUGCUGAAGAAAGGAGGAAGCAAAAGCAGAGAGAAACAGAAACUACAGCAAAGAGAAAUAGCGGUAAAGGCAAGAAACAGCUCGGCGAGAUAGCACUCCUACCCAACAAACGUAAGCGUUAUCUGAGAGACCGCUGAGUCAUGAAAACGCACUGACUUAGGUUCUACGAAAACACAGAAGGGACAACUCCAUCUCUUAAUUCAUUCUUGCCGGCGAGAGAUUUUUUUAAUAUCACCUUCCUAAAAUGCCGGGAGCACAUCUUUUUAUCUUCAGUUACCUUGAAGAGCAUUCCCUCGUCUCCUCUUCUUGCGUGUAGCCAUUUUUUUUUCCACCGGAUUCUUGGUCGGAAAUUUAAAGUAAGACACUUUUAUCCCAUCGUCUUUCCGUUAUCCUUUCUUCCUACUUUCUGGAACACAACAAGGAGUAGGCAUUUCCUCUUAUUGGAAAUAAUUCGACCGAAUCGAGUCAAAACAGAUAACCUAUUCAACCUUUGUUGACCUUUUGUUUACAGUUGUUAUCUUCUGACCUCGAUGUCAUGUUUGAGUAAUUACCAGUCCCGCGCGUCGUCCGCCAUCAUGAAAGUUGUGUAAUUUGGGCUCCAUUGUUGGUGAGACAAACUCGUUGUUUGCCCAAGAUUAAGUGGAUCAAUACCGGUAUCUGAUCAACUGCGCACCUUCCCCUCCCUUAACCCAACAACAGUAAACUGAUAACAAGUCAGAGUUAAGCUGGGUUGGGGAGGGGUAGGUAUGCAGCUGCUCAGAUACUGACAUCAUGGGCAGACCACACUAUGUGUUCUUAGUUAGUAAUCGUUGACAUAACAAAAUCUAUGUGGGUUAUGAAUAAAGAUCUGAAAAUUGAAUAUCUAAAUUACAUCUCAGGCUGAAUAUUUCAGUAAAGUUAAAUGAAAUGUUAAUUAACACAUUUGUGAUAUUUCUAAACCGGGAUAUAAUUUAGAUAUGCAGUUUUCAGAGCUUUAUUUCAUAGAUUUUGUUUGUCUCAUGUUGUUAAUUGGUACUUUUUGUUAUUCGUAUCACUUGUCUGCUUGAUAUUAUGUUGAUAUCGAAAGGAGAAAUUCUGUCUUGGUCACUCGUAAUUAAUCAGUAAACGCUGCAUAAAGACAUCAAUGAGUUAUCACACACUCAUUGAUUUCUCAUUGAUGUCGAUGAUUAUUUGUUAGCUGCACAUAGUAAAAAGGUACUUCAAUCCCAAAAUAAAGUAACAGGUAUAAAUGUAUA
Molecule: messenger RNA, 11813 nt
Organism: Pocillopora meandrina
Lineage: Eukaryota; Metazoa; Cnidaria; Anthozoa; Scleractinia; Pocilloporidae
Source: the annotation of a GenBank genome assembly